AUGGUGGCCUUGUGUGAGUUUAAGCACCAAAAACCACCAACUUUCAAGGGUGAACCAGACCCGGUUGUAGCUGAACAAUGGUUAGAUGAAAUCAACAAGAUACUAGAUGCCCUUAGAAUUCGGGAAAGCGACUCUAGAAUUACUCUUGCUGCUUAUCAAUUUACCGUAGAAGCUGCCCAAUGGUGGAAGAUGGUUAAGCGAUCUUGUAAUGUGGAGACUAUGUCUUGGGAUCAGUUCUGCAAAAUAUUUCUUGAUAAGUUCUUUCCCCCUGUGCUGCAAGAAGCUAAAGUAGAAGAAUUCAAUAAGUUGUAUCAAGGGAAGAUGUCAGCAAUGGAAUAUGAUGCCCGGUUCGCAGAAUUGUCUAGGUAUGCUCCUGAACUUGUGUCAACAGAGGCUAAGAAAGCUCGUAAAUUUGAAUGUGGGCUCCGACCAAACAUUAGAUCAAAAGUGUCAGUUUUAAGGCUGCCAACUAAUGCUAAAGUACUUGAAAGAGCUUUGAUAGCUGAAGCAGAUUGUGAGGAGUUUAAGAAAGUACGUGAGAAGACUCGACUGUAG
Messenger RNA from Rosa chinensis, 555 nucleotides. RefSeq lists its product as uncharacterized. NCBI's taxonomy places the organism in Eukaryota, Viridiplantae, Streptophyta, Magnoliopsida, Rosales, Rosaceae. The transcript has a single exon. The record is from RefSeq and is a predicted model, not a curated record. Bases 1 to 555 code for a protein of 184 amino acids.